AGAUUUAUAUACUUAACCCAAAUUUUUGUAAUAAAUAUAUACCGCUAGAGUAAAAAAACGUUUUAUUGCUACCAAGCUAGAUAUCUAGUUUCCGUAUUUUGGAGGCUGGUAGCAUGGAAUUUUCCAAAAUAGGCGUAACAGUUGUAGAUUCAAGACUACAAGUGCUGCUACACUUUCGGGAGACAAAUUAAUUGUAAAUGUCUAUGGUUUGAACAAAUUUUAAACUCCUAUGUUUGCAGCACUGCCAUUACCGGAAUUUCCUUUACGCACAUCAGUCAUUUUGACGUUAUUUGCUGGCAUUUCUCUCUUGUAGAAACAUGGCAUCGGGAAAAAAGGGGAAGAAAACCAAAGGAAAAACUUUGGCUCUAACUGACUUUUUGCAAGAAACUACAGGAUCGAUUUCUGUACAACCCAUUCGUAAAUCAAAUCUCAAUUGGGCAGAUGAAGUAGAAGAUUACGAUGAUGUGAGAAAACCUGUCAAUGUAGUAUUACCCACUGCUCCCAAGGCUUCUAGAGAUUAUGAUGAUAUUAGUGAUAAGGUUCCUACAGAACCACCGUUUUGUGCUUACCUUUCCAAUUUGCCUUAUGAUGUAGACGAAGAAGAAAUUACAGCAUUUUUCAGUAAUAUGAGGGUAGCAAAUAUGCGAAUACCUAAAGAUGACAGAGGAGGUGAAUCAAAAUCUAAGGGAUAUGGAUACAUAGAAUUUGAAGAUAGAGAAAGUCUAUUAGAUGCUCUUGUUAUGCGAGACACUACUCUCAAAAGUAGAAGAAUGCGGAUAGAAGUUGCCUCAAAUAUGGAAAAUGACAGGCGGAGAGGUGGUCGUAUGGAUAUGAAUCGUGACAGACAGACAGAUCGUAGUGAUUCAUUUCCAGAUUGGCGAUCUGGACCGAGAGCAUCGGAAAUGGACGAUCGUCGUUCUGGAUAUAAUAGGGACAGAGAUGGAGGAGGUGGUGGUUUCACCAGGGAAGGAAUGCGCGAUAGAGAUGAUAAAAGUUUUACACGAGAAGGAAUGAGAGACCGAGAAAGCAAUAGAGAUUAUGGACGGGAUAGGGAGAGUAACAGAGAUUCAUAUAGAAGGGAUAAUGAUGACAGGUCAGGUGGUUGGAGAGAUGGUGAUAGACAGAAUAAUGAUAGAGGUUUAAAUCGUGAUCGAGCGAUGUACCGUGAUACAGACAGAGGGUCAGGCGGUAGGUAUGACGAUAGAGAUGAAAGAAGAGGAUAUGGUGGAAGAAGAUUCGACGAUCGAGAUAAAGGAUUUACGCGUAGAGAUGAUCGAGAUUCAGAGCUGCAAUCUUCUGAGCCACGUGAACGACCAAAGCUGGUGUUAACACCGCGUACUAAACCAGUAGAAAAUGUACCUGUAAAUAAAGAAACAGUGCCUUCAGCUUCAAUAUUUGGCAGUGCAAAACCUGUAGAUACAAGCCAGAGAGAAAGAGAAAUAGAAGAAAAAUUAGCAAGAGAAGCUGAUAAACCACGAGAGAAUAGUAAGGACAGAGAGAAAGAAAAGAAAUUGGAAGAUACCGAAAGAAAAAAUAUUGAUAAAGAAAGAAAUAUAGCGCCACGUAAGGUAGAAGAUAGUCCUCAUAGAGAAAGGAAUACUAAGGAUGGACCUCCAAUGAAGAAUUUUGACGACAGAAAAUUGCCCAAUAGAAACGAUCAAAGAUCACCAGAUAAAUCUGAAAAUAAGCACAAACAGGAUAAGGCUGAAAAACCUAAAUGGGAGGAAAAGAGGGAGAGACAUGAUAAAGAAAUGCCAAAAUUGACUGAACCGGAACCUCCAAAUUUCACCGCCAAUAAUAAGUUCGCUUAUCUGCCGACAGAUUCCGAUUAGCAAUAUGUGAUUUAAAAAAAAGUGGUGUACAUAUUCAAUAAACAUUCUUUGAGAAUGGAAUUUUUAAAGCAAAAUGGAUGGAAUUUGUAAAGCAACGUGGAAAGAUUUCACAUAUUUAUUGUUUUAGUCAUAGAAUAUAUUUUUUGUUAAUUACAAGACAGUUUGUAUGUGUAAUUUUUUGUUGAAAGUUUUAUUGUAAUUUGUGUAUAAUAAAUUACAUAUUUAUUUCUA
Molecule: messenger RNA, 2063 nt
Organism: Diorhabda carinulata
Lineage: Eukaryota; Metazoa; Arthropoda; Insecta; Coleoptera; Chrysomelidae
Product: eukaryotic translation initiation factor 4B-like
Exons: 11
Coding region: 318-1832 (504 amino acids)
Molecular function (GO): RNA binding
Source: RefSeq, a predicted model, not a curated record